UGACCGGUAGUCAUUCCCGAUGAGGACAAUGAACGAAACGGGUUAGCAGUUGGUGAUUGCUGGUUUUGUGUGGUUCUACAUAUAACAGUUCUACCUAGUUGCCUUCGAUAUAAAUCAGUGUUUUGGAUAGAUUGUCUUUUGCUGAAUCAUGAUUAAUUUAAUCUCGGUAUGGAUUCUGACGAUGAUUGCGUUGUCGUGGGCCGCCGAAGAUAGUUUGUUUCUUUCGGGGUUUGAAAAGAAAGCACCCAUGCUCGGUUGCCACAAGCGCGUGUUCACCUACCGUGUGUCGCAGGCGGACAGCAAAGGGCGCGAAUGUUGGGACCACGUGAGUGUGUGGUCCUGCCACGGACGGUGCGAUUCGAACGAGAUUUCCGACUGGCGUUUCCCGUACAAGCGGUCCCACCAUCCGGUGUGUAUGCACGCAGGACGGACCCGAUCGGUGGCCACGUUGAGGCAUUGCCAUCCGGAGGCAGACGCGGAAGCUAAACUGUACGAGUACAUGGAACCGAAAUCGUGCAGCUGCCAGACGUGCACCAGUAUGGACACCAGCUGCGAGGGACCGAAACAACUUAGCACGGAUACGGCAACCAAGAUUUUCCAAAUCGACGACGAGGAAAUUGAAUCCGAGUACGCUUAGGAUUAGUUGGCACUGCAGUGUGAUAUUCGACAGUGAUGUUUGCAAUGGUGGCCAUAACUAUAUUUUUAGUGCUUUCAUGUGAAUAAAUAUAAUG
This is a messenger RNA of Aedes albopictus (Asian tiger mosquito), 731 nucleotides long. Its product is annotated as thyrostimulin beta-5 subunit-like. Gene Ontology annotation, molecular function: hormone activity. Gene Ontology annotation, biological process: G protein-coupled receptor signaling pathway. Gene Ontology annotation, cellular component: cytoplasm; extracellular region. Lineage: Eukaryota; Metazoa; Arthropoda; Insecta; Diptera; Culicidae. The record is from RefSeq and is a predicted model, not a curated record. The transcript is spliced from 2 exons. The coding region runs from base 149 to 637 and encodes 162 amino acids.